AUGAUGCCAUCUGAUACAUACAAGAUUGUUAUUCAUGCUGACAAAAUGCCUGCUGGAAAACAUGUGCGAAGAUUCAAUGCUCCAACUAUUGACGAAGUGGCAAUUGUUAUAGUCGGAGAUCAAUUCCAACCUAGAGAUAUUGUUCUUCAUCGAAGAAACGAUCAAUUGACAAUAGUUGCAGAAACUCAUCGAUGCUACGAUGCCCUGCAAUAUCCAAUCAUUUUUUGGGAUGGUGCCGAUGGAUAUCACUUCAACCUUAAGAUGAUAAAUCCAGUCAGUGGCAAAGGAACAAAUAUGAAAUGCAGCGCAAUGAACUAUUAUUCAUAUCGAUUAAUGAUUCGCGAGAAUGAAGACAAUCACAUUUUGAAAUGCCGUCAAUUGUUUCACCAAUACAUCGUAGAUAUGUAUGCAAAAAUCGAAACAGAACGUUUGAUAUUCAUCCGUUUGAAUCAGACCAAGCUUCGCUCUGAAGAAUACAUUCAUUUGCGAGAUGCAGUUGUAAAUGACGGCAGUCCACAUCAUAUGCAUGAGUACGCUCAAGAUGCAAUUGCGUAUGUUCGUCACUACGGGCGUCCAGAACUAUUCAUUACAUUCACAUGCAAUUCAGCUUGGGAUGAUAUACAACAGCUCUUACUUCCUGGGCAAUCGCCGGUGGAUAGGCAUGACAUCACAGCACAUGUUUUCAGACAGAAGCUAAAAUCGCUGAUGGAUUUCAUGGUAAAACAUGAAGUGUUUGGCUCUGUGUGCUGCUGGAUAUACUCACUGGAAUGGCAAAAGAGAGGAUUGCCACACGCACAUAUACUAAUCUGGCUUUAUAACAAAAUCACUUCAAACGAAAUCGACGAUGUAAUAUGCACUGAAAUACCCGAUGCCAACGUCGAUAAGGAUUUGCAUGAAGUUGUGAUGAAAAAUAUGAUACAUGGACCUUGCGGUACACUGAAUCCAAAUUCACCAUGCAUGAUAGACGGAAAAUGCUCUAAGCGAUAUCCUCGAGCAUUUGUAUCCAACACAGUUACAGGAAACGAUGGAUAUCCUUUAUACAGAAGAAGAUCAGCAGAAGAUGGCAGUAAAUUAGCAACCAUACAAAUGCGAAAUGGUGACAUCGAAGUAGAUAACCGGUGGGUUGUUCCAUAUUCGCCUUUGCAAUCAAAAACAUACAAAGCGCACAUAAACGUGGAAUACUGUAACUCCGUUAAAUCGAUCAAAUAUAUUUGUAAGUACGUGAAUAAAGGCAGUGACAUGGCAGUUUUUGGCAUGCAACCAGAAAGAAGUGAUAGCAAUGCGGUCAUACAUAUCGAUGAAAUCGCACAGUAUCAGGCUGGAAGGUACAUAAGCAGCAAUGAAGCUGUAUGGAGAAUUCUUUCAUUUCCCAUACAUGAACAAAGUCCAGCUGUUGUUCACUUAGCAGUACAUCUAGAAAAUGGACAAUGCAUUUAUUUCGCAGCUGCAAUUGUGCAACAAAUAGCCCUGAAUCCACCGGCUACAACAUUAACUGCUUUCUUCACGUUAUGUCAAAAUGACGCGUUUUGCGAAAACACUGCUGUAUUCAGAAGUGCCUACGUAUUACACAUGGAAUGCGAGUAG
This is a messenger RNA of Protopterus annectens (West African lungfish), 1584 nucleotides long. RefSeq lists its product as uncharacterized. The coding region runs from base 1 to 1584 and encodes 527 amino acids. Lineage: Eukaryota; Metazoa; Chordata; Ceratodontiformes; Protopteridae. The transcript has 2 exons. The record is from RefSeq and is a predicted model, not a curated record.